AUGGCCCCGACGCGCAAGGAGAAUGCUUCGCCAUGGUAUUGCAAGUGGUGCAGGCAUGACGUCACGAAUCAGCCGUGGUUCAACGCCUCCACCCUGGUGUACUGCAAGAAGUGCGGCCUGCACAAGAGCAACUGUUUCAAGGAGAACAAAGCAGCGUCGCAGCCCAGCGUCUCGGCCAAGCAGCAGUCGCUCGCGGCCAAAGUCAAGGAGCUCGAGGCGCAGCUCGCCAAGCUCCGCGAGCAUCCCCCUGGGCAAGGGCCAGCGGCUACCAUCCAGGCCACUCGCGACGAGCAGCAGAGGAAGAUCGACGAGCUCACCCGCGGCCUGGCCGACACUGACUCCAAGUUGCAGGAGGCGGCUGCCGAGGUCCUCCGCCUGGAGCAGCAGACUCGCGCCGCCAUGUCGCGAGUCCAGCCGCCCGAGGGCACCCAGCCACCGACGUUGGCGGACUUGCUGCCCACCUUCGCGGUCAGCGUGGAGCAGCUGGGCAAGGUUGCAUCGGGCCUCGGUCUCGGCGCUGACAUGGUCAAGGAGCUGCAAGCUAUGGCCAACACGGUCAGCAAGCUGCAGAAUAUGCCGCAGGCCAAGCCGCCUGAACCUACACCUGCCCAUGAUGAUGAGGAUGGUGAUGAGUCUUGCGCUGAGCCACCCGACAUCGAGAUGUCAGAGCAGGAGUACCGUGAGACGCUGGGUGCAGCAGGGGUCCAAGUCGAGGAGAGCGACACCCCUGACAUCGUGCGUGAGAAGUUCAAGCGCCUUCAGCAGAGCUACUUGGACACUGUGGCCAAGAAGGGCUACUCCGUCUACGCCUACGCGGUUGGCCCCUGGCAGCACGCACUGCUCACCGACCUCACCUUCGGGGAUUGCACGGAGGCGAAGGUGCAGCCAAUGCAUGCAGUAUCUCAGCCGCAGCUCAAGGGCCUCAUCACAACGGUGAAUGCUACGAGCUACGGCGGCAUCAUAGUCGCCAGUGUGUAUCUUGUCACGUCCAUUGGCAUAUCGGGCGAGAACAUUGAGGUGCUGUGGGCCCUGGCACAGAGAGUGGCAGCAUGGAACUCACGGGGCCUCGACUGGAUCCUAGGUGGCGACUGGAACUCCGACAUCGAUGCGCUCAAUGUUCGCAACUGGGUCGAGACCAUGGCAGCCGCCCACUACGUGCCCGACCAGCACACCUGCAUCACCGACGAGGGCAAGAGCACCAUAGACUAUUUCGUCGUCUGUGCCAAUCUAGCGUCUCGCAUCAAGGGCAAGCCAGAGGUCCAGUAUGACUCCACGGUCGUGCCGCCGCCGCAUUUCCCUGUUGAGCUGCAGCUCAUGGGAGAGGAUCGCCCCACGUGGUGCCGGGUCCCUGCGGAGCCGCGCCCCUUCGCGGUGGUGCCGCCAGUUGGCUGUGCUAGAUAUCCCUACCCGUGGCACAGGCUCCAGACAGAGUUCCAACGGGUCAGCUGUGCCGACGAUCUGAGCCUGCUCUGGGACUCCGUGCUGCGAGGGGUGGACUACGAGCUGGCAGGGCGUUACGACUGUGUGGGUGCUAAGGCCAUGCAGUACAUUGGACGCGAGGGGCCGCCGCAGUUCAAGUGGCAGCACUUGUCAUGGCAGCCGCCACGCAGGCGUACCUACAAGGAGCCGACCGUGCUGGCCUGGGCCACGGCGAAGCGAUGGGCCCAGCACCUUGUGGCGGAGAAGAAGCGGCUGGCGAGGUACAUCGAGCGCCUCAAGCUCUGUGCUGCCGUGUGUGACAUCACGCCGCUGCAGUACACUAAGGUCGCAGUGGCUUUCAACGAGCGCACGGCCAGUAUUGCACCCUCUAUCACGCCACGCACGCUCAUGGACGAUGUGGGUUUGCAGUACGUGUCGCCCGUAUUGAGGGAAGUGUCCAACCUGGCCCGAGCGGCCAAGGCGUUCACGUCGGAUGCAGGAGAUCUUGGGAUGGUCCUGAAGCCGCCGAAGUCUGGAUGUAUCCCUGGGAACCAAAAGGUUUGGGGACAGCUCAAGAGGCACCUGGGAACCUUGAAGAUCCCGUACAGGGCCCACAUGAGUUUGGCAGCUGGGCUGAAGCAGCACAAGCAGGUCCUGCACUAUGUGUCGUGGGCGGCCCUCCAGGUUGUGCAGUUUCGGAAGUGGGGAGCUGACCCUGUCGUGGUGCACGACCCAGAGCUCGCCCAGGAGAUCUCGGGGCUGAGCUCGGACAUCGAGACGGCCACCGCGCAGCGCGACAAGGAGAGGACGGACUUCGAGAACGCGGAGGCAGAGAUGACCCAGGCCAUCGAGGCACUUUCCAAGGCACUCCAGGUCCUCAGGGCUGCCACCGCGGACCACACGACGGGCGUGCUGGCAGAGGUCAGAGUCCAGGCUGGCCAGCGGGCCAACCACGAGGCAAAGGAGCUGUCGAUUCGGCAGCGCGCGGUGGAGCUCGGCGACCGCUUCCUCGGCAAGGAUGCCCUGCGCCCUUCCUCGAGAUUCGAGCCUGGCCCGGGCCUCCAUGUGGCGCGUCUUCGCGCCUUUCACCAUCGCGACGAAUCGCGCGUGACCCGCGGGUCGCUGCAGCUGGUGCCAGAGCCGAGCUCGAUCGAGUGUUACACCACUCGCCUGCCCAUCACGCACUAG
Prorocentrum cordatum is the source of this 2607-nucleotide messenger RNA. The record is from the annotation of a GenBank genome assembly. NCBI's taxonomy places the organism in Eukaryota, Dinophyceae, Prorocentrales, Prorocentraceae.